Molecule: messenger RNA, 1516 nt
Organism: Trichomycterus rosablanca
Lineage: Eukaryota; Metazoa; Chordata; Actinopteri; Siluriformes; Trichomycteridae
Product: zinc finger protein 180-like
Exons: 1
Biological process (GO): regulation of transcription by RNA polymerase II
Cellular component (GO): nucleus
Molecular function (GO): DNA-binding transcription factor activity, RNA polymerase II-specific
Source: RefSeq, a predicted model, not a curated record
AUUCACACUGGAGAGAAACCAUAUCAGUGCUCACAGUGUGGAAAGAGUUUUAAUGGACAGAGCCAUCUCAAAAUACACCAGCACAUUCACACUGGAGAGAAACCGUAUCAGUGCUCACAGUGUGGAAAGAGUUUUAAUGGACAGAGUGAUCUCAAAAUACACCAGCGCAUUCACACUGGGGAGAAACCGUAUCAGUGCUCACAGUGUGGAAAGAGUUUUAAUGUACAGAGUAAUCUCAAAAAACACCAGCGCAUUCACACUGGAGAGAAACCGUAUCAGUGCUCACACUGUGGAAAGAGUUUUAAUCAACAGAGUGCUCUCAAAAUACACCAGCGCAUUCACACUGGAGAGAAACCGUAUCAGUGCUCACAGUGUGGAAAGAGUUUUAAUGGACAGAGUAAUCUCAAAAAUCACCAGCGCAUUCACACUGGAGAAAAACCAUAUCAGUGCUCACAGUGUGGAAAGAGUUUUAAUGGACAGAGUGAUCUCAAAAUACACCAGCGCAUUCACACUGGAGAGAAACCGUAUCAGUGCUCACAGUGUGGAAAGAGUUUUAAUGGGCAGAGUAAUCUCAAAAAACACCAGCGCAUUCACACUGGAGAAAAACCAUAUCAGUGCUCACAGUGUGGGAAGAGUUUUAAUGGACAGAGUGCUCUCAAAAUACACCAGCGCAUUCACACUGGAGAGAAACCAUAUCAGUGCUCACAGUGUGGAAAGAGUUUUAAUGGACUGAGUGAUCUGAAAAUACACCAGCGCAUUCACACUGGAGAGAAACCAUAUCAGUGCUCACAGUGUGGAAAGAGUUUUAAUAUACAGAGUAAUCUCAAAAAACACCAGCGCAUUCACAUUUUACAGAAAUGAUGCUCACAGUGUUGGGGAGAAAUGUUUAGCAAUGAAUGAAUUAUACUGUGUAAUUAAUAGGUCAUAAUAAGUAAAUAGUAAUAAUAAAAGUAUAAAUCUUUAGGUUAAACUAUUACUGGGAAAUAAUGGGAUUAUCUAUAGUGGAGUGAAUGGUGGGUAGAACCAAGAGGUUUAGAGCCUGAUGUAAGUGAAUGCUAUCAGUUAAUAGUGGAAGUGAAUUGAAAAUAAAAUGUAUUGGAUUGGCUAGCAUGUAUUGGUCUUAGUGAUACUGUGCUUGAUUGGUUUUCUUCAUACAUUUCUAGACGUGUACAGUAUGUUCACAGUAACUCCUGUUACUAGUGGUGUCCCUCAGGGCUCUCUCUUGGGGCCUCUACUAUUUAUAAUUUACCUGCUUCCCAUUGGACGUAUCUUUAGGAAAUACAACAUUAAAUUUUAUUGUUAUGCAGACGACACCGAGCUAUACCUGUCCACUGUGCUCACGACUACUGUUCUUUCUCCAUCUCUCUCUGAUUGUCUAAUAGAAUUAAGAACAUGGUUCUCUUACAAUUUUCUCACAUUAAAUGCUGAUAAAACUGAAAUUCUUCUUAAAGGUAGAAAAUCUCCUCUCUCAAAAUCUAACAAAUUCUCAGUGAUGAUGAAGAACUCAGUCGUCUCU